Mya arenaria is the source of this 1662-nucleotide messenger RNA. RefSeq names its product centromere protein H-like. Bases 124 to 921 code for a protein of 265 amino acids. Gene Ontology annotation, cellular component: kinetochore; nucleus. The transcript has 9 exons. Gene Ontology annotation, biological process: kinetochore assembly; chromosome segregation; mitotic spindle organization. The record is from RefSeq and is a predicted model, not a curated record. NCBI's taxonomy places the organism in Eukaryota, Metazoa, Mollusca, Bivalvia, Myida, Myidae. Gene Ontology annotation, molecular function: kinetochore binding.
CUCAGGGUAGUAUACUGGUGAUAACAUAAUUUUACGUCGUAAAAUUUGCGUUUGUUUACGCCGCGAAGAUAAAAUCAAACUGGUUAAGCUACAAGAAUUACAGCAACAUUGACAGGGAAGACAAUGGACAGUGUGAGCCCAGCAGACAACCUCAGUGGAGGUGACGUCACCCCAGACCUCAUGAAUGUAAGCCCAUUGUCAGGCCAGGAGCAGGAAUCCCAGGGCCCAGCAUCCCAGGGACCGGCACCCAUGGGCGGGACUUCAUCAAUGGAUGCCCUGCUCCAUGAACGAGAGCAACUUCAUUCACAGACUCUUCAGCUCAAAUCUCACAUCCACUGCCUUGAAGCAGAUUCAAGUUCAGUUAUUGAUCAGAUGCCUCCGAAUGAGUUGCUGAAAUUGUAUGAGUCUUUGAAGGAGGAGUACCUGCAGAAGACGGUCGCCAUUGACUCCCAGGAGCUGCUCAUUCGUGGAGAGCACCUGAAUGAGAUCCUGUUGUCUAUCUACAACACAGCAGAUACAGACCAUGAUCUGCAGGCACAGAAAAGGCGUGUAGACGACCUGCAGGAGGAGAUGAGGUCCCUUGUAGCUAAGAUCGGCACAGCACAAAAGCAAAAAGCUCAAAUGCAGAACAGUUUGGAGAAAAUCAAGAAGGAAAACACAGAGUUGUUACGUCAGAGCAGAGAGCUAUAUGAGAGAAUCGGAGAGAGGCGGCAGCAACAGGAGGAGGAACUCAAGGCCCUCACGCGCCAACACACCAAUGUCAGCGUGUAUGACAGACUGGAUGAAGAGGUCCAGCAAGCCACACUUAUUAAUGGCACGAUACAGCGUUUAAUACUGGGAAGCCGUAUAGACUGGGUGCGUGAUGACCAGCUUCGGAAACUCAUGCUUGAUUGCGGAAAACCAGUCAACCUUGGAACCUGAGCUCUGCCAUCAACAACCUUAGUUGACUUUAUUCCACAAAAGAUGAUAAUGUGAUAUUGUAAUCAUUCAACUGACCGAUUCAUCUCUUUUGUGCUAAUACAAUUUCAAUGAUGUAAUUUCCAAAAUGACGUUACGUCCACAUACAUUUUGGUACGCUUUACCAAAAAAAAAUUGUUGUCACUUAUUAUUAGGCAUAUGAUGAAAAGAAAAAUUAAUAUUUCAGUGUAAGAUCGCAAUAAAUUUCACUUCAUAAACAUUACAAGUAAAUAUUUCACUCGUGGCUACGCCUCUUGUGAAAUAUAUUUCUAUCUCACUCUGAAACUAUCAAUUAUCCUUCAUAGCGUAACAAGUUUAUGUUCAUUAUAUUGAUUUUGUGUGUAUAUGCUAUGCAGAACUUGCAUGCAUUGUUGAAAUAAAUUGUAAAAAUGGUUUGUAUGGCGCACAUACAUUAUUGAAAUUAUUGAUGAUGCAGGCAUAAACCUGUGCAAUUCCAGGUAACUAUCAAGUUGAUAAUAAAGUAAAUCAAAAAGAGUCUGAUAAUUGUCUACUUCAUAUUCCAGAGAUGUAGAUAUAACAUUGUUUAUAAAAAACAAGAUAGAUUACUGGUUAUUGUAACAAUUUUAUACUUUGAUUGAUGACCAUUAAAUGCAAUUGUAUGUGAACUGUUGAAGAUAAAAUUGGUAUUGAUGACGUUGGAGAAUGAUUGGGCAAUUAUAUAUUAAAAAGGAUAUCAAAUGUCAA